UUUGUGUAUUGUACAACAACUUCCGGUUGUAAACAAGAUAGUUUUGAGGAGGCGGAGAGAUAUUUUCGUGUUGAUUAAGACAGAGUAGAAAGGAUCCAAGAUGAGUACAGAAUAUGUGGAGAGAACAGAGACCACCACCACCUCAGAUGGAAGUGGUAUCUCCUUCCAGAGUGGCUUCCUCCGCUCUCUGCCAGGGUACCUCAAAAUCGCAGAAAUGGUGUUGGACUUGAUUGCCUUCAUCUGUGCUUCAGUGAAUUGGUGGGUUGAUUUAGGACAAGGCUGGGCUCAGUUUGUCUUCAUAUCAGCUCUGAUUACCACUCUCAUCUUUUUUAUAUUUCAUCUCUUCAAUGUUUUCUCCAAGCUCCCAGGCCCAUGGAUAUUCAUUGAGUUUGUUUAUUAUGUGGUGUACUGUGUUCUCAUCUUUAUUGCUGUCAUUGUCUGCCUGGCCAGGGGAGCUCAGUAUAGCCUUGGGGGAAUCAUUGCAGCCACAAUUUUCGGAAUGGCUGCAUUGGCUGUGUACAUCGUAGACACCUGGUUCAUGUUCAGGAAUUGGCAGUCAGCUAAGCAUGCUGGAACCUCAGGAAGUGGCAGUGGUGGGGCCACAACCACUACCACCACCAGCCACACCACUUAUGAAACCAGAACCCAGUACUAAAAUGUCAGGGUCACUUCUACAUUCCUCAAAUAUGAACUAUGAAGGAUGAAGUGAAAGAUCUGAAAAAAAAUGUAGAAUUUAAUUUUGAUGAUUUUUUUUACAUAGAGUUACUAAUUUGUUGUUAUUAUUAUUUUUUUACCAUCCAGGUACUUUGUUGCCAUUUUUCUAGUUUACAUUUUUUGUUGAUGACUGGAGAUUAGACAAAGAUUUAAUUUUGAGGUGAUUUGUUUUGUACAUGUUUAAUACAACAUUUACAUAUGUGUACGUAAAUGUCUUUCGUUGUCAAUUCACACCAGCAAACGGGAAUUUAUUGUGGAAAUUCUUUAUUGACGUUUUUCUUAUGUAACAUCAGAGAGCCAGCUAUAGAUCAAUACAAAAAGUUGUGAAAAAAUCAAUAUAGUGGAAAAGUAUUUGUCAAAAACCAAAUGUUACCAUCAGAUUAAUUGUAUGGGGGGAAAGUAAAAAAAAAUAAAUAAAAUUAGUUGAUAAUUGCUGACAGUGGAGCAAAAAAUGUGUUAGCUACUUAUAUGGCAAAGUUCUGUUUAAGCAGACUAAAAAGUCUUUUAAAUGACCUUUUGGAAUGUUGUUUAAAACUGACAAAGUUUAAAGAGUGCCAUGAAUUUCCAUAUGACCUUUUCUCUCUGAGUCUGAUUGUUCAAAUAAUUGAUUUUCCAUUCUCUUUUUUUAAAUGCUGAUUGCUUGUUCUUUUCAAAAAAAAAAAAUAAUAAGGUAGAUGGCUUACCCAUAGACAAAGUUUAUUAUCCAAACUAAUGUAGCUCUUGAAAUUAUAUACAUGUACAUGUAUAACAGUUAGAAUAUAUUUGUAAUAUACAAAGUAAUUUGUGAAGGGAGUGAUUUCUCCAUUAGGUAUUGUAUUGCUGUUUUUGGUGCUGAAGAAAUUAAAUGUUUAAUAAAAAGACUGCAAUUGUAGGCAAUUUAUGCUCAAGUACUUGUAGUACUUCAGAGAACAUUUGAAAAGAACAAAAAGAAAAUUCUCAUUGUAUGUAAUAAUGAUGCCCAGGAAAAUUUGACUCCCUUGCAUAAAUACACAUCAUAUGUCAGAUAUAUACAUGUUGUAUAGAGUCUUUGCAAUGCAUGUAUCAUAUUUAUGAAUGAAUGUUGUAUAAUCUCGAUGGGAAUAUAUUUAAUGUACUGGAUGUAUAAUAUUUUCAUUAAAAAUCUCUAAUUAAUGCAUAAUGAACUCUUUAGGCAGUGUGAUGUGUUAUUAGUUUAUUUAGUGUAUUUUUUCCUGAUUAAAACUAGGAACUAUUUGAUAGAGUAAAUUAAUUUUUUUACGAUAAUCAAGAAUUAUAUCAUUACACAAGAAUGUCCUUUCAAUGUGACAAAAAUAAUCUUAAAUUUUAAAUGUUUUGAUACAGUUUGAAAUUUUAAAGCAGGGGUAUAAGAAGGGUGAAAAAAAAUCAAGGAUGCACAAUUUAAUUUUUUGCUGACUAAAAAAUUUAUACUGAACAAAUUUUCCCCAAUUAUAUCCACUCUAAAUGUGAUUUAAAGUAAUUUACAGGGUAUUGCUAUUUUAUCUUAGUAAAGUUCUCUUGCUUAGUGCAGCUGUCCUUAAGCAGGUGUUGGUGUGUAUAUCAUUUACCCUUAGAUGUGUGUGUUAAAUGAGAUAAACCGGUAUUUAAUAAAAACCAAAACAAAAAAAAAA
Messenger RNA from Saccostrea cuccullata (small rock oyster), 2321 nucleotides. Its product is annotated as plasmolipin-like. The transcript has 5 exons. NCBI's taxonomy places the organism in Eukaryota, Metazoa, Mollusca, Bivalvia, Ostreida, Ostreidae. Gene Ontology annotation, cellular component: membrane. Bases 101 to 655 code for a protein of 184 amino acids. The record is from RefSeq and is a predicted model, not a curated record.